CAGAAAACACAGCGCGCGCUGCAGUUCCUCUUUAUCGCUCCGGUGCGGCUCAAUGAGGCGCAGCUCCCAAAACCCAGACCCGCCUUUUACUGCGCUGGACCUCUCAAACUACACACCUCACAGAAAUCAUGGGUUGUAAAAAAUCCAAGCUUGGCGAUGAGCAGAGUGGAGGUGCGCUUGGUGUGAAGAAGCGUGAGCCUGUACAUCCUGAAAAAACGGUAUAUGUGAGAGAUCCAACCUCCCCUAAACCCCAUACUAUAAAUAAUGCUCCUCCAUCAGGACUCCUACCUGGGCAGAGAUUCCAACAAAUGGAAGAGCAACAGGAACAUGGCAAAAUAGUCGUUGCUCUGUACCCGUACGACGCGAUCCAUCAAGACGAUCUGGGAUUUAAGAAGGGGGAGAAGCUGAAGGUUCUUGAAGAGCAUGGCGAAUGGUGGAAGGCAAAAUCUCUGAGCACAAGGAAAGAAGGUUUCAUCCCCUCCAAUUACGUCGCCCAGGUCGACACCAUGGAGACAGAGGAAUGGUUCUUCAAAGAUAUCACAAGAAAAGAUGCAGAGAGACAACUGCUAGCACCCGCUAACAAACCCGGUUCCUACCUCAUCCGAGAGAGCGAGACAUCCAAAGGAAGCUACUCGCUGUCCAUCCGAGAUGUGGGUCCUCAGGGUUCAGACGUUGUAAAACAUUACAAAAUCCGGAGUCUGGACAACGGUGGCUACUACAUUUCUCCCAAAAUCACAUUCCCAGAUAUUGUGAAAAUGAUCCAUCAUUACCACAAGCAAUCAGAUGGGCUGUGUCGUAAACUCGAGAGGCCAUGUGAAAAGCCAAAAGCCCAGAAACCAUGGGAUAAAGAUGCAUGGGAGAUCUCAAAAGAGUCCAUCAAGAUGGUGAAGAAGCUCGGGGCGGGGCAGUUCGGAGAGGUGUGGAUGGCGUAUUACAACAACAGCACGAAGGUGGCGGUGAAGACGCUGAAGCCAGGCACCAUGUCAGUCGAGGCUUUCCUGGAGGAAGCGAACCUGAUGAAGACGCUUCAGCACGACCGACUCGUUCGCCUGUACGCCGUCGUCACCAAAUCCGAGCCCAUCUACAUCAUCACUGAGUUCAUGGCUAAUGGCAGCUUGUUGGAUUUCUUGAAAAGCAGCGCCGGCUCCAAUUUACAACUUCCCAAACUGAUCGAUUUCUCUGCUCAGAUAGCAGAAGGCAUGGCCUACAUCGAGAAGAAGAAUUACAUCCACCGAGACCUGAGAGCCGCCAACGUGCUGGUGUCUGAGAGCCUGCUGUGUAAGAUCGCAGACUUCGGCUUGGCCAGAAUCAUCGAGGACGACCAGUACACAGCCAGAGAAGGAGCAAAGUUCCCCAUCAAAUGGACUGCACCAGAGGCUAUAAAUUACGGUUCCUUCACCAUCAAGUCUGACAUGUGGUCCUUUGGGAUUCUCAUUUAUGAAAUAAUCACGUACGGGAAAAUCCCUUAUCCAGGAAUGAGCAACAGUGAGGUCAUGUCCUCCGUGCAGCGUGGCUACCGCAUGCCCCGGCCUGAAAACUGUCCCACCGAACUGUACGACAUUAUGAACACCUGCUGGAAAAAUAAACCUGAAGACCGACCCACCUUCGACUACAUGCAGAGCGUCCUGGAUGACUUCUACACGGCCACUGAGGGCCAGUACCAGCAGCAGCCAUGAGCCACAUUCCUGUGCUUCCCUUGCACGCCGCUGCACCCACAUUAUUUAUACUUAGCAGAAGAACAGCGAUGCAUUGGGAAGAAAUCAUGUAUAUAUGUAAAUAGGAAUAAUAUUUUUUGCAUCUACCAGCUUGCUUACAUUUAAGCAAGAUCAAAACAGUUUCUUCAAAUUGAAGUAUUAUCUGCUUGCUUGUAAAAUGAUAAAAAUAUAAAAAUGCUACUUGUGAUUUUACAUGAAAUUUUCCUCUCAUUUUUAGUGACGACUGUUAUAAUCAUAAUCCUACUGUUAAAGAAGACUGAACUACAUAGAGCUAUGAUAACGAUGAGUUUAUAAUUCAGCACAUUCAGAGAGCAAAAUUCCAGGACAUAAUUAAUAUAAAUGCAAAAAUAUAGAGUGGCUGCAAUUUCUGAUAUCUCCAGUGAGCAAAAAUCCAGCAUUGUUUCAUUAGCCUGUAUUAUAAUUGCAACUAAUUUAUAGAAUCCAUAACCAUUAAUUUUCUCUAAAGCUCUUAAUGUCUUUGCAUAUACGGUCCAUUUCUUCUUCUUCUUCUUCUAAUUCUUUUUCGCAGUUGUAGGCAAUACCAUUACUCUUGCAACGUUAUUUAAUCAAAAUUCUUUGAUGUAAAACUUUUUUCAACAUCUGAACUUUGAUAUUUGACACUUGCAUUUGUUAAUUACUGUAAAUCCAACAAAAAAGCCUGUCCAAACAGAGCAGAAGUAGCACCGAAACAUGUGACUUAUGCCAUCAUUUAUUUAUCUGAAAAACCCAUUCUGAAUGGUCAAAAUAUCUUCAUCCAAUUUAAAGCAAAAAAAAGAGCCAAAAGAGUUAAAUCUGCUUGGUUAGAGGAGUCCAACGAUAUGACACACUGCAAAAAGACCGAAUUCCCAACACUACCUACUACAAAAUCACAUUCCAAUACUGUAUUUAACUUGCUCUUGAGGACUUCCUCUUGCCGCUUCCCACUAAAGGGAUGAUUCAGUAAUAUUAAUUUCUUGUUAAGUGUAGUUUUAUAAAUGAAGGCAGACAGAUUGAGUCAAAUAUCAUCUGAGGAGUAAAAUUUAACCAGAAGAAGACAAUGUGAUUUGAUGCAAUUUCCUUUUCAAAACAAUAGUUUGUGAGCUAUUUGUUUUUUACCAUGGUUUGUAAAUGUUAGAUAAAAAUAUUUAAAAUAUAUAACAUUUACAGCAGGGGCCAUGGUUUAACCCUGAGCUGCAGUUUCUCAUGAAGAAUGUUUUUUUUUUUAGUGGAACUUGAUUUUUUUUUUAUUUAUCAAUGUUUUAUAAGGCAUAAUUUGCCAUGACAGACAUCACAAUACUGCACUGAGGUGAUUUUUGAUAACUCUUGGGAUGCUCAUGGUCAAACAUUAAAGGUUUAGAGGCUGGAGCGUGUGUGUGAGCCUGCUUACAUGGCUUACUCUAACCAAGAGCAUCAAGUUCUGUAUUCAUUUUAAUGUUGUGUUAAUACAGGUCAUGGAAAAGUGAAUAGUGUAUAGUAUGAAGUACAUGAUGCACUGAGGUUUGAGUAGGAACACAGGAACACAUGGUUCUGCAAAAUAAUAAAAAAAAAAAGUAUAAAAAAAAUCAUUUUAAGGGAGACUGAUGCUGAAACUGUUCUGAAUGCUGAAAUAUUUUAAGUUAAUGCAGGUCCUGUGUUGCUGUUGUUGUUAUUCAGUUGUAAUUAAAUCUACUUGUCUGUCAAUCUUAAAUAUUGUUUGUAAGAUUGUUUGCUGUACAUAAAUUCACUGUGUAGAAAUAUUAUACCUGCUGUUUUGAUAUCAAUGUGCUGUACAUUUUUUAAUAAACUGAUUAAACUUUGAA
Molecule: messenger RNA, 3493 nt
Organism: Pangasianodon hypophthalmus (striped catfish)
Lineage: Eukaryota; Metazoa; Chordata; Actinopteri; Siluriformes; Pangasiidae
Gene: lyn
Product: LYN proto-oncogene, Src family tyrosine kinase
Exons: 13
Coding region: 129-1676 (515 amino acids)
Biological process (GO): cell surface receptor protein tyrosine kinase signaling pathway; cell differentiation; protein phosphorylation
Cellular component (GO): extrinsic component of cytoplasmic side of plasma membrane
Molecular function (GO): signaling receptor binding; non-membrane spanning protein tyrosine kinase activity; ATP binding
Source: RefSeq, a predicted model, not a curated record